Messenger RNA from Dermacentor silvarum, 781 nucleotides. RefSeq names its product male-specific histamine-binding salivary protein-like. Gene Ontology annotation, biological process: symbiont-mediated perturbation of host defenses. The record is from RefSeq and is a predicted model, not a curated record. The transcript is spliced from 5 exons. Bases 18 to 635 code for a protein of 205 amino acids. Gene Ontology annotation, molecular function: amine binding. Lineage: Eukaryota; Metazoa; Arthropoda; Arachnida; Ixodida; Ixodidae.
GGCAGGUUACAGGCAGGAUGCAUUAUUUCGUCUUGCUGUUUUUGUUUCACACCGCGUUUUCUGCCAGCGACAGGGAUGAAUCCAAUUGUCCCAUCUGGGCUAACCAACAAAUGCUUCAGAAGUACCAAGACGUCUGGACGACCCUCAAUCAAUCCAGCUCAACGAGAUAUUUUCUCAUGAGGUCUACGUACCAGAACAACACAGUGUGGGGCGAAGACUUCAAGUGUGUCAAUGCUAAAGCUGUUAAAGUAUAUCAGCAAAACAAGACAGUGGAAUACAAAGUUGUGUUCAAGAAUAAUAGUGGAAAUGUUACAUAUAACUAUACCGUGAUAGUCGGAGUGGCGACAACAUAUGGUUACACGACACCAAACGCUCUUCAGUACUUUCUGCCGAACGAAACGACCAUCAAUGACACUGUCAUCUUCACGGACGCCAGAACUUGCAACCUCCUAAACAUUCCCUAUGAAAACGAUGGACAAGGGUGUGAACUGUGGGUCAACGAGAAGUAUCUUGACGAUACUCCUACCUGCUGCCACUAUUUGUUUGAUCUUUUUUGCGCAAGUGUUGGGAACUACACGGUUUAUGACAAGGACGAGUGCGCGGAUGUUCUUUCAUCUGGAGAUGGUUGCAGAUAAGUGCGCUUCUGCGCAUUUUGGUAAUCCUAAACUACGUGCGAUAGGCUGCUGUAUUACAUCGCUUCUUACAUGAACUCAAAUAUUUCAGUCUAGCCUCUACUAGAAGCUUAUUCUAUCUCCUUAUUAAAAUAAAAUUUCCACAAAAU